Messenger RNA from Arctia plantaginis, 1473 nucleotides. NCBI's taxonomy places the organism in Eukaryota, Metazoa, Arthropoda, Insecta, Lepidoptera, Erebidae. The record is from the annotation of a GenBank genome assembly.
AUGGCUAGCAAUGAAGAAAUCACCGGGCCUAUAUCCCAGGAUGACAUAGAGGCAGCGGAUAAAUUAAAAAAUGAAGCUAAUGAGUACUUCAAACGUCAAAGUUAUAACAAUGCCAUAGAAUUGUACACAAAAGCAAUAGAGAAGAAUCCCAAGAAUGCGGUGUUCUACGCGAAUAGAAGUAUAGCCAAUCUUAGAUUGGAGAACUUUGGUUAUGCUUUGAGUGAUGCUUCUAAGGCUAUUGAACUGGAUAGAGCUUACACCAAGGCAUACUACAGACGAGCUGCGUCUUACAUGUCCCUAGGAAAGUACAAACUAGCACUUAAGGAUUUUGAAUAUGUAACCAAAGUUAGGCCUAAUGAUCAAGAUGCAAAGAUGAAAUACAAUGAAUGUAAUAAAAUAGUAAAGAAAAUUGCCUUUGAGAAGGCAAUAUCUGUGGAUAAAAAGGAGGUUAAUAUAGCUGAUUCCAUCAAUUUAGAUGCUAUGACCAUUGAAGAUGAAUAUGAUGGCCCAGUUCUGAAAGAUGGCAAGGUUACGCUUAAGUUUGUUACUGAACUAAUGGAAUUUUAUAAGCAGCAAAAGAAGUUACAUAAAAAAUAUGCUUACAAGAUCUUAAUCGAUGUGAAGGCCUACUUACAGAAACAGCCUUCCCUCAUAGACAUUAAGGUAGCAGAUGACAAGAAAUUCACUGUCUGCGGAGACAUCCAUGGCCAAUAUUAUGACUUGAUGAACAUCUUCAAGCUCAACGGCUUGCCAUCUGAAACUAAUCCCUAUUUGUUCAAUGGGGACUUUGUUGACCGAGGUUCCUUUAGUGUUGAAUGCAUUUUCACACUGUUCAGUUUUAAAUUACUCUUUCCAGAUCACUUUUACAUGUCGCGAGGCAACCAUGAAACCCUGGACAUGAACCGCAUGUAUGGUUUCCGUGGUGAAGUCACAUCUAAGUACACUGCCCAAAUGGCUGAUCUGUUCACUGAAGUGUACAACUGGCUUCCAUUAGCCCACUGCAUUAAUAGCAAGGUACUAGUGAUGCAUGGUGGUCUGUUCUCCAAGGACGAUAUAAAUCUCGAUGAUAUCCGGAAGGUGGACAGAAAUAAACAGCCACCGGAAGAUGGUAUAAUGUGCGAACUGCUGUGGUCAGAUCCUCAACCGAUGAUGGGUCGCGCUCCCUCCAAGCGAGGAGUAGGCUGCCAGUUCGGUCCUGACGUUACCAACAAUUUCCUUCAGCGUAACGGACUGGAAUACAUCAUUCGCAGUCAUGAAGUGAAGAAUGACGGUUAUGAAGUAGCCCACGACGGAAAGUGUAUAACUGUAUUUUCGGCACCCAACUACUGUGAUACAAUGGGAAACCUCGGCGCUUUCAUCACAAUGAAUGGUAAAGACUUGAAACCUAACUACACAACAUAUGAAGCUGUGCCACAUCCGGACGUGAAGCCAAUGGCAUACGCGAACUCCUUCUUCAGUAUGCUGUGCCAAUAG